AUGUCUAAAGGCACACCGGAUUCUCGUAACGGUCCGGAAAGUUUGAUAGAUCAAAUUGCAGAUGGAGAAGCACCAGAGUCCACAGAUACCAAGGUCAGAUACGCAGCCUAUGCCAGCCGUUUAAGGACAAUCCUAGCAAGCGCACAUCGUUACGUCGCAUACACCUCCGACAUUGGUGAAUCAUUCCGUCCAGUUGCACACCCUUGGCUGGUCCGUUCUGCCUAUGGGGUUUCUUGGUUGUAUAUAACAGGCGACGUCGCACACGAAUCAUACAAAUCUUAUCUUCGGAACCAGGAAUAUCUUCACAAACUGCCCCCAAACUUAAGACCUAAUUCACUAGAGUCGUUUUCGGUGGGCAAGCAUACCAGUAGCCCUGUCAAUGUCCCCUUAAAGGAUGACUAUCGUGUGGUUGGCGUUCAGAGGGCCAUAUUUCAAUCGGUCGCUUCGAUGCUCUUCCCCGCUCUUACUAUUCACUCCGUUGUAAAAUAUAGCGGUAAAGCUAUGAAAGAUGUUAAGAACGCUCGGCUACGAACGUGGGGCCCCAUUGGGCUUGGUUUGGCCGUUGUUCCGGCUCUACCCUACUUAUUCGAUGAACCUAUCGAACACGCUGUUGAGUGGGCCUUCGAAAAGGGUAUCGAGGCUUACGAAAAGAAGGGGCUUCCGGGAUCGAAGGGGGGGGAACUUUAG
Orbilia oligospora ATCC 24927 is the source of this 687-nucleotide messenger RNA. RefSeq lists its product as uncharacterized. The record is from RefSeq and is a predicted model, not a curated record. Lineage: Eukaryota; Fungi; Ascomycota; Orbiliomycetes; Orbiliales; Orbiliaceae. The coding region runs from base 1 to 687 and encodes 228 amino acids. Gene Ontology annotation, cellular component: mitochondrion. Gene Ontology annotation, biological process: mitochondrial fission. The transcript has 5 exons.